AAUUUUGAGAGGUUUGUUUGCUUUGAGAUUAGUGUUAAAUCAGGUGGCCCAAGUUCAGAUGAAGGAAGGAGGUCUCUCUCUCCAUAGGACUAGUCUGAACUAGAGGGGAUUAACUAGGGUUUAAUCAACCGCGUCGAGGACCAUGGCGGCCGCAGCGGAGGUGGAUGCGGAGGCGAGGAGCAUCCUCGAACGCGCAGCGGCGUCCUCCUUCCCACCGCUCCACGCCAUCCACCACCUCCUCUCCGUCGGGGUCUGUGUGCGGUGCAUCUUUCGGUUCUUUGGAGCCUUUAGUUAUGCAGCACCAUGCCUUUCUCUUACGGCAUCAGUUCUGCAUUCGUUUCUUGAAGAGCAUGACGAUUCCGCAAAAAGUGGGUCUUGUUCAUGUUUGUCAAAAGAUGAGGCGUACUGCUCUAUUUGCUUUGGAGUGUUACUGCCCACCUGCUAUCAAGAUGAUGGUGUAGAACCACUCCGUAGUGUUUCUCCUAUCGAUAAUGUUACUUCAAUUAUAUCUGAAGCAGUCCAGAGAGAGGGUCACCAAGUCGAUGAGUUCUCCCUAGAAAUUUCACUGCCUGCAGUUAUAGCAGCUAAUGAUCGUGCCAUUAGGUUAUAUAUGAAAGAGAAAUAUGGCAGUGCAAAUUGGUUCGAUGAAAAAAUAUUUUCUCAACAGACAAUGUCAGUGAAGGAGGCCUUGAGAAUAUUGCUAGUACCGUCAGUAGAAAAACAAAUGAAUGUGAAACAUGGUAAUAAUUCAUUUCGAAUUCGCUUAACUUAUACUCAUGAUGAAGGUUCACAAAAGCUUCUAAGGCUUCUGCCAAAUGACCGUGGUCGUAAAAGAAAAACAGAAUCAAGAGAUGGAAGCAGUAAAAGGGGCUCAACAGAUGAUGAUAAACAAAUAUUAAGUGAAUCAGAUGCAUUCAUCAACAAGAACCUUGAAGGCAUUCAAGAUCAAGACUUCCGUAGUUUAUUUCAAUUGCCACCUGAAAAGGUGUUAGAACCCUGCCAUCUUGUGAUAUCUUGCCAACGGUCACCCAUAUAUAUUGGUGGAAGAUACUUGAAGCUUUCAAGGAAUGUCAGCCAGUCAUGUUGGAUAAUUGAUGAUGAGAGAAUGGGGGAAGCAUCAGUUGAGGAGAUAAUUGGGGAGAAUGUCCGUGCCAUCUGCAAAGGUGAUGGCUAUAAGUUCCAUGCUGCUGGAAGAGAAGAUAUUGAUGUUCGGAUGCUUGGAUCUGGUCGUCCAUUCUUAGUUGAAGUCUUGAAUGUGCGAUCUAUUCCAUCUGCUACUGAAGUUCAACAAAUAGCAGAUAAGAUUAAUGACUCUGAAAAGAAACAUGUCAGGGUUAGAAAUCUCAAGCUGGUAGGCAGUGAAAUAUGGACAAUGAUGCGGGAAGGAGAAGCAGAGAAGCAGAAGCAGUAUGCUGCCCUCAUAUGGACGUCUCGCCCUCUGACGGAUGAUGACCUACAUAAUAUUUCUCUUAUCAAAGAUAUGGAAAUUGUACAAAAGACGCCAAUAAGAGUCUUACAUCGUAGAAGUCCAUUAGAGAGAAAACGGAUUAUACACUGGAUGGAGAUUGAAAAAAUUUCUGGCGGGUCAAACUAUUACCUGUUGCAUCUAUGCACUCAAUUUGCUCCCUCCGGUUUAAUCAACCUUGGUGUCCAUACAGGCUGGGACAUACAUAAAGGAGUUUGUGCACGGAGAUCUUGGACGCACACACCCAAGUGUUGGCGUCAUGUUAAGCUGCAGAGCUGAGAUACUGCAACUCGAUGUCACUGACGUUAAGAUGGACUUCCUGCAGUAAUAUGCUAUUGUCAUAUUGUAUCAUGCUCAGUUCGUAUCAUUGGUUAUUGGUGUUGUACACUAUCUGUACUGAUGAAAUGCGCAGCCUGCAGAAGACCACAAGGCAAGUUCAGAAAAUAUGUCAUUUUACUAUAGUAUAACCUUCUGAUGAGAGGCUAUUUGAGAAAUUGAGCUCAGUCUGCUCCAAUGUCAACUUACAGCUAUGUAUUAUGAGCCACAGUUUUGCCAAAAAAAACAUCAUGCUUAUACUGGCUUAGGGCCUGUUUAGGAAGCUUAUAGCUGCUCCAAUGUUAACUUACAGCUAUAUAUUAUGAGCCACAGUUUUG
Oryza sativa Japonica Group (Japanese rice) is the source of this 2118-nucleotide messenger RNA. RefSeq lists its product as uncharacterized. Gene Ontology annotation, molecular function: RNA binding; pseudouridine synthase activity. Gene Ontology annotation, biological process: tRNA pseudouridine synthesis. The record is from RefSeq and is a predicted model, not a curated record. Lineage: Eukaryota; Viridiplantae; Streptophyta; Magnoliopsida; Poales; Poaceae.